Messenger RNA from Drosophila miranda, 1155 nucleotides. Its product is annotated as serine/threonine-protein kinase zyg-8. Gene Ontology annotation, molecular function: ATP binding; protein kinase activity. The coding region runs from base 1 to 1155 and encodes 384 amino acids. The transcript has 2 exons. The record is from RefSeq and is a predicted model, not a curated record. Gene Ontology annotation, biological process: intracellular signal transduction; protein phosphorylation. Lineage: Eukaryota; Metazoa; Arthropoda; Insecta; Diptera; Drosophilidae.
AUGGACUCUAAGAAGGCAUUGGCAGUGGUCAAUCGAGUGGGAACCAUGAAGGCGGUCCGUGUCUGUUUUCUCCGAAAUGGGGAUCCAUUCUUCCGAGGCGUCAUGCUCUCUGUGUCCCCAUGCAAAUACAGAGAUUUUGGCAUACUCUUGGAGGACGUUACCCGCGUCCUGCACUCACAUGUCGUGCUCCGAUCGGGCAUCGAACACAUAUGGCGCACUAAUGGCACUCCGAUUACCUUUCUGGAUUCCUUUUUGGAUGGGGACAUCGUCGUCUGCUGCUGCCGGUACGAGAGGUUCAUCGAAAUGGACUACUCUGUCCUUCCCGACUCCGUUGCGAUCUACAUUGAUGAACGCUUCAGGUUAGUGAAUAGCCAAACGACCGCUAUCUGCUUGGCUAAGCCCAAGACGAAGGAAGUCCGGAGAUGCAUUGUCAAGGUGGUGAACGAGAAGUACAUGCUCAAUCAUGAUGCCAAGUACAAAGAAGUGGAGAUCAUGCGCAAGCUGCAGACCCAUCCGAACGUCGUUGAUCUAAUUUUCACCGUUCACAGGCCGGGGUACCCGUACACAUUUUUUGUGAUCGAGUGCAUGGCCUGCAGUGUGCAAGAUAUGAGGACUCGCCAAGGCAGGAUUCCCGAGCCCACAGUCCACAGGGUCAUGAGAGACGUCGCCUGUGGCCUGACCUACAUACACGCCAAUGGAAUCAUCCAUCGCGACAUAAAACCCGAUAACCUGCUCCUAAGUUUCGCUGCCGGUGUUUUAGUUGCUAAGAUCGCAGAUUUUGGAGCGGCUACCUAUUUCGAGGACGGAGCGAUGAAGGGCUUUGUCGGAACUGCAAGGUACAUAGCUCCCGAGAUGAUUCUUGGCUGUAAAUACGACUACCAGGUGGAUACCUGGUCCUUUGGUGUCACUCUCUUUUGUAUGUUGUUCAUUCAGCACCCCUUCGGCAAGGGCUACACGGAUAUUCGUGAUAUCUGCAACGAUGCUGUGAUUAGUGAGUACCAGUUUCCUUCGGAUCUCAAGGACUGUAUCAGCGAGGAUGCCAAGAGUAUGAUCGACGCGCUGCUGGUAAAGGAUCCAAUCUUGCGACUCACUUCUGCUGAGAUUUCCCAGCACCCCUUUAUGCUCAGUGGCAGCAUAACAGAUUCUGAAAGAUAA